This is a messenger RNA of Hevea brasiliensis (rubber tree), 1920 nucleotides long. RefSeq names its product RNA demethylase ALKBH9B. The transcript is spliced from 6 exons. The coding region runs from base 114 to 1628 and encodes 504 amino acids. Gene Ontology annotation, biological process: mRNA catabolic process. The record is from RefSeq and is a predicted model, not a curated record. NCBI's taxonomy places the organism in Eukaryota, Viridiplantae, Streptophyta, Magnoliopsida, Malpighiales, Euphorbiaceae. Gene Ontology annotation, molecular function: demethylase activity; mRNA binding.
UCUUCAACUCAACACGAAUCAGAAUUUGAAGUUUGAAGGAAGCUUUACUUUCUGUUUUUCUAAAUAAGCUCUGCAAUAAAUCUCUUAUUCGCUUUCCGAAUAGUGACUCAGCCAUGACCGAUCUCGAUCGAGUCAGAAGGGACGAUCCUUUCCUUCUGCAGUAUCAGCCGUCCGAUCUCCGAAUUGCGUCGGAGUUCCUCACCACGUGGCUCCCUUUUCUCUCCAGAGAUCUCUGCCAACACUGCACCCAAAUCCUCUCCGAUCGCAUCCGCUCUCUCGAACCUGAAGUUGAUGCCGAAGCAGAACCUUCACAUUCAGAUACAACAAUAACGCCUGUGCCCCUAAGCAAUAGUGAAUCGCAUGAGAAUUGUUUGGAUGAUAACUGUGACAAUAAUUCAUCGGGAAGUUGGAAAGAUGGAGAUGGAGAUGAUAUGAAUUCCUUGGGUAGUUGGAAAGAUGAAGCGAAUGGGUGGUCAGAAUCUGUUUCAGAAGCUUCUACUAGUGGAAUCCUUGGUGCUGCACCUUUGGUUGAAGCCCCGAGCCACCGGAUGUCUUGGGCUGACAUGGCACAGGAAGAUGAAUUUGAGGAGGAACAGACGGAUUUGAACAAGCGGAUGGUUAAUACAAGUGCUUUGACUGGGGAGAUGAAGAUAUCAAGGGAUGUUGAAAAGCCCAAGUUGUCGAGAGAUCAAAGAGAGUACAUCAGGUUUAUGAGUGUGAAGAGGAAGAAGGAUUUUAUUUGUUUGGAGAGGGUCAAAGGAAAGAUUGUUAAUAUUCUUGAGGGACUUGAACUACACUCUCUUGUUUUCAGUGCUGUAGAGCAGACAAGAAUAGUUAAUUAUGUGCAUGAACUCCAAGAGUUGGGGAGCAAAGGAAAACUGAAAGAGAGAACAUAUACAGCCCCACAGAAGUGGAUGAGGGGCAAAGGGCGCGUAACCAUCCAAUUUGGUUGUUGUUACAAUUAUGCAACAGACAAAAAUGGUAAUCCACCUGGCAUCCUCCAGAAUGAAAUUGUAGAUCCUAUACCUAAGCUCUUUAAAGUGAUCAUUAGAAGGCUGAUCAAGUGGCAUGUUCUCCCCCCGACUUGUGUACCUGAUAGUUGCAUUGUUAAUAUUUAUGAUAAAGGGGACUGUAUACCUCCACAUAUUGACAAUCAUGAUUUUGUUCGGCCUUUCUGCACGGUGUCAUUUGUUAGCGAGUGCAAUAUAGUAUUUGGAACUAACUUGAAGGUUGUGCGUGCUGGCGAGUUUACUGGAUCAAUUGCAAUCCCUCUACCUGUAGGAUCUGUUCUUGUGUUAAAUGGAAAUGCAGCUGAUGUGUCUAAGCACUGUGUGCCUUCAGUUACAUCAAAGAGGAUAUCUAUCACAUUUAGAAAAAUGGAUGAUGAAAAACGGCCUAUUGGCUUUGUUCCAGAGCCUGAUUUGCAGGGGAUUGAACCACUAGCAUAUGACAUGGACAAAACAAAGAGGUUAAAAUCUCCCAUGUCUGAGCCUUAUGGGAGAAGGCAGACAAUUGGGAAGGAUGGAAAAAUGGAUGCUAGAGGAUUUGGAGAGAAUGGUUCCCAAUCAGAACCUCGUUACUCAACUCGAAGUAGACGAGGGUCUGCAAAUAAGUGGAGGGUCAGGUGAUGGAUGAGAUCAAACCAUUCUGCUGGUUAGUGUAAUUUUCAGAUGUGAAUGGCUUAGAUUUAUUUGUGGGCAUAUUCUGGUCUUAUAUGGAUAAGUUUGUUAUAGAGUUUCAGUGUGUGAAAGAGCUAAGAGAAAUGGCAUGUGGGCAUUUAUAUAUCUAUUUACCUCUGUAAAAGCGUGUCAAAUGAAUUCUUAGUUGGAUUCUUACUUGAGCUAUCUACAAGCAUUUAUGAUUGGGAUUGAGACCAAUAUUCAAGAGUAUGCUUUUACUAUAAAGUUGUUGAGUUGACUA